This is a messenger RNA of Periconia digitata, 1471 nucleotides long. NCBI's taxonomy places the organism in Eukaryota, Fungi, Ascomycota, Dothideomycetes, Pleosporales, Periconiaceae. The record is from the annotation of a GenBank genome assembly.
CGUCUUCCCUAUGGUACUCCUACUUCUUUUUGCCGUGGCACAGGAAGCACAAGAGAAUGGUGUAGCAGAAAGAGAUUGGUGGGACGGCAUGAGUGGCACUGCAUUCGAUCUUGGGUAGGGAUGUAGUCGGAGUGAUCGGACCUGGCUACUGACGGAACCAUUCUCGAGUGUGGGGUGGGGUGGAUUGUGCCCCGCCAUCGUGCGCCGGUCUCGCCUCCGUCAGACCAGCCUCGAUGGAUGACUCUUUGCUAUUCUGGCAGGUAAACGUUCGCAUACAGACGGGAUGCUUACAUAUGUACGAUCAAACCGGCGGCAUAGUGGGCAUGGACUUGGUCCCUUGGCCCACUCAUUUUUUUUCGUCCUGUCAUAGUUAAUGCCCGAUUCCUCUCUCUCUUAUAUUGUUUCCUUGCCAUCCUAUUCAAUCACCUUCUCUCCAUACAUAUUCUGCUUUACUUGCACUUCAAUUGCCACCUGACCUGAGGCUAUUGUGGUUCCCCUUCAAUCCUUUAUUACCUUCCCUCCAAAAGAGCAAAGACAAUACACAAUGGCACCUGAACUCCCCCCGACCAACGGCCAAAAGAAUGAGCAAAAUGGCAAGAACAACUUCGCCGUCAAGGCAGGAUUGGCCAAGAUGUUGAAGGGUGGAGUGAUCAUGGACGUGAUCAAUGCUGAGCAGGCCCGUAUAGCAGAAGAAGCCGGAGCCGUGGCCGUCAUGGCCCUCGAGCGUGUCCCCGCAGAUAUCCGAGCACAAGGCGGCGUGGCACGCAUGAGCGAUCCCCAAAUGAUCAAGGAGAUCAUGGACGCCGUCACGAUACCAGUCAUGGCCAAGGCGAGAAUCGGACACUUUGUCGAGUGCCAGAUCCUCGAAGCCCUCGGCGUAGACUACAUCGACGAGUCCGAAGUCCUGACCCCGGCCGACGCCGUGCACCACGUCUCCAAGCACCCCUUCAAGAUCCCCUUCGUGUGCGGAUGCCGCAACCUAGGCGAGGCUCUACGCCGCAUCUCCGAGGGCGCGGCCAUGAUCCGCACCAAAGGCGAAGCCGGGACUGGUGACGUCAUCGAGGCAGUGCGCCACAUGCGCACCGUCAACGCGGAGAUUGCUCGCGCGGGCUCCAUGUCCGACGAGGAGCUGCGCGUGUAUGCAAAGGAUAUCCAGGCCGACUUUUCGCUGCUCAAGGAGGCGGCUCAGUUGGGCAGACUGCCUGUGGUCAACUUUGCGGCUGGCGGUGUUGCGACGCCUGCUGAUGCUGCGCUGAUGAUGCAGUUGGGUUGCGAUGGUGUGUUUGUGGGCUCUGGCAUCUUCAAGAGCGGCGAUGCGGCCAAGAGGGCGAAGGCUAUUGUGCAGGCAGUCACGCACUACAAGGAUCCCAAGACCUUGAUGGAGGUUUCUAUGAACCUAGGAGAAGCCAUGGUGGGCAUCAACUGUGGCAAGAUGGAUGAAAGCGAGAAGCUUGCUAAGAGAGGAUGGUAG